Molecule: messenger RNA, 1137 nt
Organism: Limulus polyphemus (Atlantic horseshoe crab)
Lineage: Eukaryota; Metazoa; Arthropoda; Merostomata; Xiphosura; Limulidae
Product: carboxypeptidase D-like
Exons: 3
Coding region: 2-697 (231 amino acids)
Cellular component (GO): cell surface
Source: RefSeq, a predicted model, not a curated record
AAUGCAGGAUUACAACUAUGUACAAGCAGGUUGUAUGGAGAUCACUGUAGAACUUUCAUGCUGCAAAUACCCUCACCAUUCAGAAUUACCUCACUUUUGGGCAUCAAAUCGGGAAUCUCUGCUGAAAUUUUUGGGAGCAGCUCAUGAAGGUGUUAAAGGUUUAGUCAUAGACUCAAACAGAAACUUUCUAUCCAAAACGAGAUUGAAAAUCAAAGGACGAGACAUGGAUUUCUAUUCAACAAAGAACGGCGAGUACUGGAGGAUUCUUCUUCCUGGCAAUUACACUAUUGAGGCCUAUCUGUCAGGUUUUGUGGUAACAGAGGCUCAUUUUUCUGUGAUGAGUAAUCAAAUGACAUCACUGAACUUGACUAUGUACACUGAAGAAGAGAUGAAAGCACUAAAAACAACGACAAAAUCUUCUGAUUUUGAAAGAAAAGAUUUUGUAGGGACCUCUUUUUCUUCAAGAUACAGUUCAGACAAUACGAUCGUUUUCACGGUUUCAGAUAGUACAGAAUAUCCACUCGAGAUUGAAGGUAUGACAAAAUUAAGAAAUGAGCUAUCUACAAAAAAUACUUCUACUAAUGCAAAAGUUGGGGCUUUGGGUGAUGCAUCAGGAAAGAGCUGCACGACUCAUGACAGCUCAUAUCUCCUACUGGUAUUACUUGGAUGUGUGGGUUCAGUUUUAUUUCGUAAGUGAACUGCAUUGAAGAUCAGUAAUUACAAUAUAUUGUUUUUAAUUAGAAAAUACAAACAUUUUUGCAUUUCUUCAUUACCUAUUAAAAUGUAUUAUAUAUUUACUAGAACAUUUUGCAGAAUUUGGAUUUACAAACUUCUGUCGAAUUAAGAUUUUCUUUUUUCAUCUACUAGAUGUACUGUUUUCAUUUUUUGGAGUUUAUUGGAAUAAAUCAAGUUAAGUAACACAGGACUGUUAGCUUUGUCCUGGUAUUUCAUAUCACGGUCACAUAUUCUGUGUAGCUUGUGCAUUUGAAAACCAUACAAUUAUGUCAGAGAAUUUGAAUUUUCCUAUACAUUAAUUGUCUUUUUUUUUGCAAAUUUCAAAAGUCCUUUCAGUUAUGCAAAUAGUACAUUUUUUGAAACAUAACGUAUGGAACACUUUAGAGAAAAUAGAAACUUAUU